AUGGCUGAAAACGAUUUGGACGCAAAUUUCAUACCAGCACUGCACAAGCCUCCAGCCCUACUGCCCAUCGCCAAGCACAGAGAGAGCCUGCUUUAUACAAUUGAGACAUACCCAGUCACCAUAGUCAUUGGUCAAACAGGAUCCGGAAAGACGACGCAGAUUCCUCAGUUCUUAGAAAAGGCAGGGUGGUGCAACGAUGGCAAAAUUAUCGGCGUGACGCAGCCUAGACGCGUCGCAGCUACGACAGUUGCCUUGCGCGUCGCCGAUGAGGUUGGUUGCGAGGUUGGUAAAGAGGUGGGAUACUCGAUACGCUUCGAGGAUGUCACAUCCGAGUCGACGCGUAUCAAGUUUCUUACCGACGGACUACUCAUUCGCGAGGCGCUCGUCGACCCGCUUCUGAGCGGAUACUCGGUCAUCAUGGUUGAUGAAGCUCAUGAGAGGUCAAUCAGCACAGACGUAUUACUAGGGCUGCUCAAGAAGAUUCGCAAGAAGCGCCCGGAGCUGCGCAUCAUCAUCAGCAGCGCGACGCUGGACCCGGAGACGUUUCUCCAAUUUUUCAUCUCGAGCAGCGAAACAGCGCCAACUACCGGCGACAAAACCGAUGCAAGCAAAGUAGGAGUAGUGGUCAGCUUGGAAGGUCGGACGUUUCCGAUCGACCUGAUGUACCUUGAAGCACCGGCCGAAAAUUACGUCGAAAAGGUCAUCUCUACAGUUGUGGACAUUCACACUCAAGAGGGCGAGGGCGAUAUAUUGGUGUUCAUGACUGGACGAGAAGAGAUUGAUUUUGCAGUCCAGGCUAUUUCGGAACGUGCUCCAGAACUCGAGGCCAAGUAUGGUCCUCUUCAGCCUAUGCCACUGUAUGCUGGCCUGACUACAGAGGAGCAAAUGUACGUCUUUGAUAAGCCGCCCGAAGGAACAAGAAAAGUAGUGUUAUCCACAAACAUUGCUGAGGCGUCAGUGACCAUUGAUGGCAUUGUGUUUGUCGUCGACUCGGGCUACGUUAAGCUGCGUGCAUAUAAUCCGAAGACGGGUAUCGAGUCCCUCACCGCAACGCCCAUUUCCAAGGCGUCUGCUGCACAGCGUGCAGGGCGUGCAGGUCGAACGAAACCCGGAAAAUGCUUUCGUCUCUACACGGAGCAAGCUUACAACGGACUCGCGCAGAGUAACCCGCCAGAAAUUCAGCGAUCAAACCUGGCCCCAACGAUACUUCAGCUCAAGGCCCUCGGCAUCGACAACAUUGUGCGCUUCGACUUUCUAUCACCACCCCCAUCUCAGCUCGUAGGGAAAGCGCUCGAGCUCCUGUAUUCGCUCGGCGCACUCGACGAAUACGCCAAGCUCACGCGGCCGUUGGGCAUGCGCAUGGCGGAGCUGGCCGUCGAGCCCAUGAUGGCCAAGACGCUCCUGUCGGCGCCUUCCUUUGGCUGUUUGAGCGAGAUGCUCACCAUUGCCGCCAUGACGAGUCUCGGCAGCAGCGUGUGGUUCUACCACGACGGCGAGCGCAAGAAGAUGGAGAGCGCGCGGCGCAGAUUUGCCGCCGAAGAGGGCGACCAUUUGACUCUGCUCAACGCGUACCAGGCAUUUGUCACGCGCGGCAAGAAGGAGGCCAAGUUUUGUCACGACAAUCACCUCAAUUCUCGGGCCAUGACGCGUGCCGUGAGCAUCCGCGCGCAGCUGAAGCGGUACCUGGAGCGGUUUGGCAUCGUCGUCGACGAGACUUUAUCACGGCAGCAGCAGCAGCAGCAGCAUGAUGACGGUAGCAGGGCGGACAAGGCCGAGGCGAUACUGCGGUGCCUGACGGCGGGCUACUUUGCGCACGCGGCGCGGAUGCAGGCGGACGGCACGUUUCGCAACGUCGAGGGAGGCACAGUGCUGCACGCGCACCCGAGCUCGCUGCUGUUUGGGCGCAAGGCGGAUUGGGUCGUCUUUCACGAAGUCAUGGAGACGAAUGACAAGACGUACAUACGUGAGGCGAGCAAGACGGAAAAGGGCUGGCUGCUGGAGUAUGCGCCCGAGUUUUACAAGGUGACGAGUACGCGGAGAGAGUAG
This is a messenger RNA of Beauveria bassiana ARSEF 2860, 2046 nucleotides long. RefSeq names its product helicase associated domain-containing protein. The coding region runs from base 1 to 2046 and encodes 681 amino acids. The transcript is spliced from 2 exons. Gene Ontology annotation, cellular component: catalytic step 2 spliceosome; intracellular anatomical structure. Lineage: Eukaryota; Fungi; Ascomycota; Sordariomycetes; Hypocreales; Cordycipitaceae. The record is from RefSeq and is a predicted model, not a curated record. Gene Ontology annotation, molecular function: RNA binding.